This is a messenger RNA of Fragaria vesca subsp. vesca, 3187 nucleotides long. Its product is annotated as putative disease resistance protein RGA4-like. Gene Ontology annotation, molecular function: ADP binding. Bases 62 to 3040 code for a protein of 992 amino acids. Lineage: Eukaryota; Viridiplantae; Streptophyta; Magnoliopsida; Rosales; Rosaceae. The record is from RefSeq and is a predicted model, not a curated record. The transcript is spliced from 3 exons. Gene Ontology annotation, biological process: defense response to other organism.
UCUAGUUAUCUCUUUCUUUUGUGCUUUCAUUCCAACCCCAGUAUAAUUUCUACCACCAAAAAUGGCCGAGGGACUUGUCUCCGCGCUUCUGGAACAACUGGUUUCAGUAGUGUUCGAGCACACAAAAGAAGCUGUGACACUGGUUCUGAAUGCAAAGAAAGAUGUCAAGAAAUUCAGUAGACAUCUCACAACAAUUCAAGCUGCGCUAGAGGAUGCCGAGCAGCAGCAGGUUAUGAAGGCUAGCGUGAGAGACUGGUUGGAUCGGCUCAAAGAUGUGUCGUACGAGAUGGACAAUUUGCUGGAUGAGUGGAACACUGAAAUUCUGAAACAACAAGUGGAGAAGCAACUUAAGGAAGGUGAAAUGAAUGCUGUUGUUACUAAGAAGAAGGUACGCUUCUCAGUUGUCUCCAACUUGUGCUGUUUUGGCCAAGUCAACAAGGCAAUUUAUUAUCAUAAAAUUGCAUCUGGGAUAAAAGAUCUCAAUCAAGAUUUAGCUUUGAUUGUUUCUGAAACAGAAGAGUUUGGCUUUCUUCAAUCCUCUGUUUCAACUCAGGAAAAUCUAAAUCAACCGCUGCAAACUUCAUCAUUUAUCGAUAGAUCUACGAUAAUUGGUAGAAAAGAAGUAACCAGUAAUCUUUUGAGCAAGUUGUUGGGGGAGAGUGGUCAAGAAGAGAAGGAGCUCCGUCUAAUCCCUAUUGUAGGGAUGGGAGGGAUAGGGAAAACAACUCUCGCCCAAUUAGCUUAUAAUAAUGAAAAUGUUGAAAAACAUUUUGGUAAGAGAAUAUGGGUUUGUGUCUCAGACCCUUUUGAGGAGUUGAAGAUUGCCAAGGCCAUUAUUACUGGCAGUGGCAGUAAUAAAACCCCAAACUCAGACGAAAUGCAAGACGUCUUGCAAUGUAUGUCUGAUUCUCUUAAGGGAAAUAAGGUCCUCAUUGUCCUGGAUGAUGUGUGGACAGAAGACCGAGGAAAGUGGGCAAAUCUAAAAUUACCAGUAAUAAUGCAGAGUUGUGCAAAAGGUAGUAGAUUAUUGGUGACGACGCGGAGUGAGGGAGUUGCUAGGAUGAUGAGAGCAACCACUCACAUGAUCCAAGUAAAGAAACUGAGUCAUGAAAAGUGUUUGGCGUUGUUCAACAACAUUGCAUAUUUGGGAAGGGAAGAAUAUGAGGCUGAUAGAUUUCGAGCUAUAGGUGAGAAAAUUGUGAGGAAGUGUGAUGGCUUGCCGCUUGCUGCAGUAUGUUUAGGUGCCCUCAUGCAGUAUAAAAAGACUAUGGGAGAAUGGCUAGAGGUUUUGGAUAGUAAGAUAUGGGAUGAAGUAGUUGUUGAUCAAGUUUUUCGUCCACUUUUACUGAGCUAUUAUGGUUUGGGUCCAGUAGUCAAGCGUUGCCUUUUAUACGGUGCCAUAUUUCCAAAAGAUUAUCGGUUUAACAAACACACUCUGAUUGAGUUGUGGAUGUCACAAGAUUAUCUUAGUGGAAAAGAUUAUAAAGAAAAGGAAAAAAGAGGUCAACAUGUUUUUGAUACCUUAGUAAUGCGAUCAUUUUUUCAGGAUGUUGAGGUAGGCGAACGGUCUAGAUAUGAUGAGCAGAUUACUACAUUCUGUAAAAUGCAUGAUAUUGUACAUGACCUUGUUCAAUUCCUCAAUAAAAAUGAAUGCUUUACAAUAGAGCCUGUAAAAACAAAUGCAAUAAUAACGAAACUAACUGAGGAGGUCCGUCAUUUGACGUUAUUGUUUGCACCCUUUGAUUCUCCACUUUCGGAUUUGAUUUCAGCUGUGAAUUGCAAGAAGUUACGUACUCUUGCCACUUUUGAUUCAAGUAUUAGUUGCAUAGAAUCAAAGGACAUUUCACAGUUGAAAUGUGUGAGGACGUUAAUUUUGAGCUCUAACGACAUUAAAGAGCUCCCAGAGGAGAUGGGUGAGCUAGUACAUCUGAGGUACGUUGAUUUGUCUGAAAAUAAGAGUUUGGAGAAACUACCAAACAGUCUAUGCAACUUGUACAAUUUGCGAACCUUGCGCCUUGUUAGGUGCAAGGAGCUUAAGAAACUGCCAGAAAAUAUGGGAAGCUUAAUUAGUUUAACACAUCUUCAUCUUGAGGGUUCUGGGGUGAAGUACUUGCCAAUAGGUAUCGGGAGAUUAACAAGUCUGCAAACACUAGACGUGUGUUCUGUUUAUGCUAGUGACAUUGUUGAAGUUUUUGGAAGAUUGGACAGGCUUCAAGGUAGUCUCACCAUAAACAUUUUGGGAGAUCGGGAGAAUUCAAGUGAUGCGGAGGAGGAGAAGGAGUACAUGUGCAAUAAAGAAAAGCUUCUUCAUUUGACCUUAAACUUUCAGGAUGUGGACGAGGAGGACGACAGUGGCCAGAGAAGGAGAUCAAGCAAUGCAGAAACAGUACUGAGGGGGUUGCGACCACAUGAAAAUCUGGCAACUCUGAGCAUUAGUGGGUGGAAAGGCAUCACCUGGCCCAGUUGGUUUAAGCGGCUAGAGAAUUUGAGAUUCCUCAGUCUGACGAGUUGUGGUGAGUGUGAACAUUUGCCUGCUCUUGGGAAAUUGCCGAUCCUUGAAGAAAUAACAAUAGAGGGGAUGCUGAAAGUGAAGACGGUUGGAGAUGAAUUUUUGGGAAUAGCAGAGACCUCUAGUCAGCAAUCUUCAUCAACACCAUCCUCAUCCUCGUGUAUUCUUUUCCCAAAACUGGAGAAACUCCACUUUGGAAACAUGGACAAGUUGGAGCAUUGGGAAGGAGUUGGAGGGUUGGAAGAAAACAGUUCUGAAAUUACAAUGAUGCCGCGCCUUUCAUCACUUCAAAUUCACUACUGCAUGGAGCUCAGGAACUUGCCAGCCUUCUUGCGGAAUAGAUCAGCGCUAGCUAUUGACCUUAUAAACUGUGACACAUUGAGGUCGGAUGAUCUCCCUGCGUAUUGUGAAAUCGUCCGGUUAGGUGAUGAGUAUUAUGAUGAGGAUGACAAGGAAACUUACUUUUUUCAAACAACAUACAGCCGAUUGAGGGGAAAUACCAGCACCAGAAUUCUCGGUCACAUUUGGUAGCUGGAGCUUAUUGUUUCAUGGAAAAGAUGAAAGUCUCGAUGCGACCCAUAGUUUCAUAUUCGUCUACUGUUAAGUUUCCACAACCCCCCUGAGAAACUUGCCUCGGCAUUGACAAAGUUCAAAACACUUUGCUUAACUGGAUAAGCA